This is a messenger RNA of Kogia breviceps (pygmy sperm whale), 2498 nucleotides long. The record is from RefSeq and is a predicted model, not a curated record. Lineage: Eukaryota; Metazoa; Chordata; Mammalia; Artiodactyla; Physeteridae.
CGAAUACGGAGGUAGUGUCUGUUUCAGCAUGGGUCCCAAAGCAAAAAAGUCUGGCACUAAGAAAAAGAGAAUCACCAAAGCUGACCGACUGAAGCAGCUACAAGAGGAGGAGGAGAAACGACAAAAGGAGGAAGAGGAAGCCCGUGUGAAAUACGAAAAAGAAGAAAUGGAAAGACUUGAAAUACAACGAACUGAGAAAGAAAAAUUGCGAAAACUUGAAGCAAAAGAUCUAGAAAGAAGAAAUGAAGAGCUUGAAGAACUUUAUUUAUUAGAGGCAUGUUUUCCUGAAGCAGAGAAAUUGAAACGAGACAGUAGAUUGCUUUCUCAGUGGAAACACUACAUUCAAUGUGAUGGAAGUCCUGAUCCUUCAAUUUCCCAAGAAAUUAAUACUUUUAUUAGCUUGUGGAAAGAGGAACCCAAUGAGACUUUUGAGGCAGUGACUGCAAAGAGUAAACUAGUGCUAAAUUUAAUUGAGAAAUUGAAGUUAAUUUUAUUGGAAACUCCAUCAUAUGAUUUGCAAGAGAAAAAUAUAAUACAGUACCAAGGAUCAAUUCUAGAACUGCAGGAGCUCCUUCAUCUUAAGUUUAACAUAGCCACAGAAAUACUUCUCAGACAAGCUAGUACUUUAGCAGAUCUGGACAGUGGAAACAUGGAAAAAGUCAUUCGAGAUGAAAAUGUUACUCUAUAUGUAUGGGCAAACCUCAAGAAGAAUCCAAGGUACAGAAGUAUCAGAUUCUCUGAGACACAAAUUGGAUUUGAAAUUCCAAGGAUAUUAGCAACAUCUGACAUUGCUCUACGACUCCUGCAUACUCACUAUGAUCAUGUCACGCCAUUAGGCCCUGUUCCAACAGCAUCACAAGAACACACUUCCACGGUAACUUACUUUGGCAAAGACGAAGUUAAGAGUGUAGAAGCAGCAGUCAGCAAACAUCUCCAAGAAGAGUAUAAAGAACAAGAAAAUGAGUCUAACUCAGUUCAUGAGGAAGAAACAAAAGUUGAGGAACAAGGUGGUAUUGAAGGACAAACGUCCCUGGAACCUGUGCAUGUGAGCCCCACCGGCCACCAGAGACAGAGUUCUGUCCAGGAAGAACCUGAAGCCACAAAAUAUGAACUGGAGAUGAAAUUAUUAAGUGAAACAGUUUCAGCAGCGCAGUUGUUGCUGUUAGAGAAUGCCCCCGAAAAGCCAUAUUUCUCUGAAGAAAAUGAGGUUGAUUUAUGCCAAUUCACAGCUCUGGGUGGAGUGUACCACUUGGAUAUUUUGGAGCUUCCUCCACAGUGUAAACCGAGGAAGGGCUGGAUGAUUGUGGAAAUACUCAACGAAGGAUUACAGAAAUAUACAUAUCCUCCAGAAACUGCAGAAAACACUGAAACAGAAAACGCUUUCCCACCCAUAGAGGUCAUGCUUGAGGUUCACGAGAACGUAAUCUUUUUUGAGAAUCCUGUGGUUGCAAGGUGGGAUGCUGAAGGUAAACACUGGAAAACUGACGGCAUCAGCAAUGUAUCUUACAAAUCAGAAGACAGACUUAUAACAUUCAGCCUGGAAACUUUUGGCCCUGUUACCUUGAUUCAAGAUGCUCAUGUUAAUAUGCCAUACCAGUCAUGGGAGCUAAGACCACUUGAUGUGAAUAAAGUACUUCUGACUGUGACUACAGUAUUUACGGAGAUUCAAAUACAAAUUAAGGAAAACCUCUGCAUGUUAGCGUCAAUCAAACUAAAUAACAAAAAGCAUUCCUCUAUUUUGGAAGAAAAGUGGAUGACUCCUGUUUCUUUCAUUAUUGCUUUGAAAGAAGCUGGACUGAAUAUCUUCCCUACUGGACACUCUCACUUUUAUGUUGUUAUAAACUAUAAGCUUCCUUUGGUAGAAGUGAAAGCUUAUCGACAAAUGGCCCUGCUAAGUUCUGCUUUUGCGUUUGGUUGGAGCAAGUGGAAUACAGUAUGUGAUUCUGGAAAAGUUGUAUUUCAGGUGAGGGAACACCUUCCUAAAGAAGAACCCAUUCAAAAUCCUAAUUGGACCCUUUUAAUGUUUAGUGGUGAUAGGGCACAAAGUCUCAAAAUCAAUGAAUCCAGUGAUGCAUUCUCUGAAGCCCUUAAAGAAGAAACUGAGUUUCACUCUACUUUAUAUCACAUGGUUAAGGAUUUUGCUUCUAAAGAAGCAAUGAAGAAAGUUAGGUGUUCCAGCUGCCAGUUUGUUGACUCUGUAUGCCACAUGCUACUUUCAGCUAGAUUACUCAGCUAUUCUUAAUCCCCACUGAUGAAUUUUAUUCAGUAUGAAGAAUGAAGCAACUUGGAGAAAAAUCCGGUAUUUCUACAAUAAAGUAUAAUGAGUGAAUAUAUGCCAAAUAGGCUGUUAAAAUGAUCUAAUCAGCAUUUUAUACUCAAUUUUUAUUUUUUAAGAAUUAGGGUUUUUUUCCUUAUGCAUACGUGACCUACUGAGACUUCCAACGUUCACUGUAUGAAAAUUUGAAUGGUUCUUUAUUUCAAUAAAUUUUAACAAACAA